CUCAUUCACGUGAUGAAUUUCACUACAGAUGCUGAAACAGCUGAACUGCGCUAUACCGUGCAGGUGAUUGCCACUGUGACCUUCAGUUUAAUUUUCCUACUGGGCAUGAUGGGAAAUGGCACCGUCAUCUGGAUCACCGGAUGCCGACUGCAAAGAACUAUCAACACUGUCUGGUUUUUCAACCUGGCCUUGGCUGAUUUUAUCUCGACCUGUUUGGUCUUGGUUACCGUUCUUUAUUUAUUAUUGGACCUGCACUGGCCCUUUGGGCCUGUCCUGUGCAAGCUUGUCAACUGCAUCUUUGGCCUCAGCAUCUAUGCCAGCAUCCUUCUACUGAGCGCUAUCAGCAUCGAUCGAUGCGUCCUUGUUCUUUUCCCAGUCUGGUGUCAAAAUUACCGCAAUCCAAGACUGGUGAUGACAACGUGCGUGGUGAUUUGGAUCAUUUCCAUUGCCCUGGUUCCUGGAUCUUAUACCCUUUCGGAGAUGUCUACAGAAAGUAACAGGAGCUCUUGCAAGAACUUGGAUGUUUUCGAGGACUGGGAAAAAAGGGAAGCGGCUAUAUUCACCGUUUGCAUUUUUCUCUACCAGUUUUUAGUUCCGUUGUGUGUUAUUCUUAUUUCUUACGCAAUUCUUUUAAUAACUCUACGCAGGAAAAAGCUAAACCGUUCCAGCAAGCCCUUUUUGGUGGUCACCGGGGUGGUCUUCUCGUUUUUUUUAUGUUGGCUCCCUUAUCAUGCCCUGGCACUGGCCCGAGUAUUUCUAGGUGGCCUACCACUGCUGGUCAGCCUGGUGGCUGUACCGUUGUCCAAAUGUUUAGCUAUGUUCAAUAGCUGUAUCAACCCUAUACUCUAUGUUUUCAUCGGUCGAGAGUUCAAGGACAUGGUAAAGAAAUCAAUUACUCAAGUUUUCAAAACAGUGUUUGAGGAAAUGCCGCACUAACAAGCCUUGAUGUGUUUCCUUUAUGGACAGAACUGGAAGCGGAAGAGAACCAUUACACAUGCCAUACUUCAACCA
This is a messenger RNA of Nanorana parkeri, 1011 nucleotides long. RefSeq names its product chemokine-like receptor 1. Lineage: Eukaryota; Metazoa; Chordata; Amphibia; Anura; Dicroglossidae. The transcript has a single exon. Gene Ontology annotation, cellular component: plasma membrane. The record is from RefSeq and is a predicted model, not a curated record. Gene Ontology annotation, biological process: inflammatory response; positive regulation of cytosolic calcium ion concentration; phospholipase C-activating G protein-coupled receptor signaling pathway. Bases 13 to 936 code for a protein of 307 amino acids. Gene Ontology annotation, molecular function: complement receptor activity; G protein-coupled receptor activity.